This is a messenger RNA of Oryza brachyantha (malo sina), 740 nucleotides long. Its product is annotated as pathogenesis-related protein PRB1-3-like. The record is from RefSeq and is a predicted model, not a curated record. Bases 158 to 736 code for a protein of 192 amino acids. The transcript has a single exon. Lineage: Eukaryota; Viridiplantae; Streptophyta; Magnoliopsida; Poales; Poaceae. Gene Ontology annotation, cellular component: extracellular region.
AAACUGCGUCAUGCAUGCUGGCUACAACAGUUGCUCCCACUUCAUGGUCACGGGUGGCAGAGACAAUGGCGCCAUCUGCCACCGGCGCAUAUAACCUGUUCGUCCAAUCCCAGCUCCCAACUUCGCUGCUGCAGCGCAGCGACCAAUCAGAGAAGCCAUGAAGCAGCUCGUGGCUCUCGUCGUCUCCGCCCUUCUCGUCCACCCGCUGCUCGCCACGGCGUCGCUCGCCGACGGCAAGUACGGGAACGCGACGGUGUACGGCAUCGCGGUGGCGAAGUGCGCGGGGUGCGGCGCGCUGGGCGCGUGGGCGGAGUCGGUGGAGUUCCUCUACUACCACAACCUGGUGCGGCUGGCGCGGUGGGAGCUGCCGCUGGCGUGGUCGCCGCGGCUGGAGCAGUAUGCGCGGUGGUGGGCGGCGCAGCGGCGCGCCGACUGCGCGCUGCGGCACUCGUUCCCGGAGGGGCAGUUCGCGCUCGGGGAGAACAUCUUCUGGGGCGGGGCCGGCAGCGCGUGGCGCCCCGGCGACGCCGUCAAGGACUGGGCCGCCGAGGGCGUCGACUACUCCUACGCCGCCAACGCGUGCGCGCCCGGCCGCGAGUGCGGCCACUACACGCAGAUCGUGUGGCGCGGCACCACCUCCGUCGGCUGCGCGCGCGUCGUCUGCGGCGACGGCGGCGUCUUCAUGACCUGCAACUACUACCCUCCGGGCAACGUCGUCGGCGAGAAGCCAUACUGAUCGA